AUCACUAAUUUUCAGUUGUUGUGAUGAGAAGAAAACAUUAUUAUUUUUCACGUUUUUAUUUUGUUUUGAGCGUUUAAAUACGUCGAGAACUGCUCUAAAAACCAUGUAAAAAAGAACCAGAGUGACACGAGCUUUCCGAGCAAACUGUAAGUGUAUUUCCGCGCGUAUGAAAAGCAGACAACCGACCCGACGCGACGAGAAAAAGUAGCGCAGUUUCCAUUUCCACAGUCUGUUCGGUGCGUUCGUAUGCGUGUGUAUGUGCAAUAUAAUAUUGUUGUUGGUAUAAACAAAAGUCAAUAUGUCGCCACUUGAUGAAAAGUUAACGGCACAACAAAAGCAACAGCAACUACAACAACAGCAGCAGCAACUGCCACAAAACAACAGCCUUGGUAGCUUCCACAACAAAAUGAACGUCCUGCCCCAUUACACGAUGAGUGGCAUGAGCUCCUUCGAUGCCGAAUCCCUGCCCGAUUACUCAGAAUUUGAUUCCGAAUCGGUAACAUUGGACUAUUACAAGGAGAGCGUACUACGUCCGCCAGCGGAAAAAAUGGCGCCGACAACAACGAUUGAGACCAUCACCAUUACGAGGCCACUCAAGGUGAUUGCAUUUAUUUGUGGCGUCAUUGUGGUGGUCCUCAUGGUUAUGGCCCUGGCCUCCACAGAUUGGCUGAUGGCCGCUGACUGGCGGCAGGGCCUAUUUGUGCACUGCAUUGAGGAUGAUUCGGUGGCGCCGCUGCCUUUUAACAUACAGGAUCCACCAGGUUGCUACUGGACGCGCGAUGUGGGCUACAUCAAGGCCACGGCUGGGCUCUGCAUUAUCACACUGAUAACGGAUGUCAUUGCCACAGUGCUGACUGGCCUGGGCCUAAAAACGCAGAAUCAUAAUCUAAAAUAUAAAUUCUAUCGCAUAGCGGUACUGGUGAUGCUUGUUUCCUUGCUGGCCGUACUGUCCGCCUUGAUCGUGUAUCCUGUAUGCUUUGCCGGCGAACUGACCAUGGCCAAUCGUCGGGUGUGGGAAUUUGGCUGGGCCUAUGGCGUGGGCUGGGGCGCUGCCAUCUUUCUGUUUGGCGCCGUUGUCCUGCUGUUGUGUGACAAGGAAUCGGAGGAGAUCUACUACAAGGAGAGGAAGAUCGUACAUGAAAACCAAAUGCGCGCCUAGGCAAGGCCGCACGACCUGCCUGACGUCGUUCUUUAGAUCUUAAGUAUAUAGCAGCCAACCAACACACACACACACACAACACACUCACACAAACACAGAGGAACACACACACACACACAGACACACACAUAGAUUUCGAUUUAAAUCAGAAAAUCAGUCAAGAACUUAAAACAAAGGCAAUUUGCAGCUGAACAAUAAUAUUUUUGUUACAAAUUAUGAUUGUGUAUGUAUCAUGGAAUCCAUUUUAAAUCAACAAAAAAAACAAACCGUAGCCAUCCAUCCAACCCAUCCAUCCCCACAAUCAGCCCUACUCUCCUCAGUACGCGGCAUUUGUUUAGCUCCAACAAUUAAUUAGUUUUGUAUUUAGUUUGGAAAGGAAUACAAAACAAAAACACAUGACAUCAUGACAUAUAAAGCUAGAAAUUGAGAAAGCUAAUCGCAUUAAUCCCCCCCACACAUAUACUUAUACAUAUGUAUGUAUGUAUGUAUGUAGUACUCGUCGUACACACUUGUAUGUAACUACAGUGUGAGCAACGUUUUAGUGUAUACUUUUUGGUAGAAACAACGUACGUGGACAGAGGCAAGCCUGAAAUUAGGUCUUUUCCACACACUAAACAUACUCACAUGCAUACGCAUAACAAAAUGUAACCCGUACUCAUCAUUGUAAUCUCUCUCUCUGUCUAUCUCUGUCCCACUCUUAACGAAUCGUGAACCGAAUCCAAAUUAGAAAUUGUAUAUGUAUACAAAAUGUAAUCGAAAGAAGUCUUAGGAUAGUCUUGGGGCAUGGCUACAGCCUUUGGAGACGAGACACAGACAAAGACACCCACACACAUAAUCAUUGUUCCGCGACGAUUACGCUUUCAACAAAUUGAUUUUUUGGUAUUUAUUUAUGUUCAAAUCUAACUCGAAUAUUGUUUGUGUGUACUCGAAUAUUUUGUUGCUUUUUUUUUGUAUCACCUGUUUACCCUGUUGUAAAAUAGUUUUAACCAGCACUCUCACUCAAGAGGUAUCAUCAUGUCUGAACCCGUACAGCUAAAUUAUUGUUUAAGUUCGUACUCUUUUGUAACCAACGAUAUAUUAUAGUUUAAUAAUUUAUUAAUUUGUGUUUUUACCACACUCCCAACAGACAAAACAUAUCACAUGCGAAUGACAAACAAACAAAAUAAACGUUUCUUAUACACUUUUGUUAACCACUA
This is a messenger RNA of Drosophila obscura, 2355 nucleotides long. Its product is annotated as transmembrane protein 47. The record is from RefSeq and is a predicted model, not a curated record. Bases 299 to 1159 code for a protein of 286 amino acids. Gene Ontology annotation, cellular component: cell-cell junction; membrane. NCBI's taxonomy places the organism in Eukaryota, Metazoa, Arthropoda, Insecta, Diptera, Drosophilidae. The transcript is spliced from 6 exons. Gene Ontology annotation, biological process: cell-cell adhesion.